Laccaria bicolor S238N-H82 is the source of this 1372-nucleotide messenger RNA. Its product is annotated as glutamic oxaloacetic transaminase AAT1. Gene Ontology annotation, molecular function: L-aspartate:2-oxoglutarate transaminase activity; pyridoxal phosphate binding. The record is from RefSeq and is a predicted model, not a curated record. Gene Ontology annotation, biological process: L-aspartate catabolic process; biosynthetic process. Gene Ontology annotation, cellular component: mitochondrion. Bases 1 to 1269 code for a protein of 422 amino acids. The transcript is spliced from 5 exons. NCBI's taxonomy places the organism in Eukaryota, Fungi, Basidiomycota, Agaricomycetes, Agaricales, Hydnangiaceae.
AUGCUUGCCACUUCUCUUGCCCGCCGUACAUUUGGCGUAACCGCUCGUUAUGCUUCAACUUGGUCCGCUGUCCCUGCAGGUCCUCCCGAUCCCAUUCUUGGCGUGACUGAGGCGUAUAAGGCCGACAAGGACCCACGGAAGAUCAACCUUGGUGUUGGAGCAUACAGGGAUGAACACGGUAAACCCUAUGUCCUGCCGAGCGUGAAGGAGGCCGAGGCGCGUUUGUCUGCUCUCAAACCAGACAAAGAAUACCUGCCUAUCACAGGUCUCGCAGAGUUCACCCAAAAUGCCGCUCUCUUGGCGUACGGUGCAGACAGCGAGCCCCUUAAACAAGGCUCUAUUUCCGUCACCCAGUCCAUCUCUGGGACUGGGGCUCUCAGAAUUGGAGGAGCUUUCCUUGCUCGCCACUACCCCAAUUCCAAAAUUAUCUACUUGCCCGUUCCCUCUUGGGGAAACCACACACCCAUUUUCCGUGAUUCUGGCCUCGAAGUUCGUGGCUACAGGUACUUCGACAAGAAGACUGUCGGGUUGGAUUUUGAAGGCCUCAAGGCAGACUUGCUGGCUGCCCCGGAGCAGUCAAUCGUACUGCUCCAUGCAUGUGCCCACAAUCCAACUGGCGUUGACCCUACUCAGGAGCAAUGGGCACAGAUCUCCGAUAUCGUUAAAGAGAGGAAGCUUUUCCCCUUCUUCGACAUGGCUUACCAAGGAUUCGCCUCUGGUUCCACGUCUCAUGACGCAUUCGCUGUGCGCCAUUUUGUUUCUGAAGGCCAUCAUAUCGCCCUUGCCCAGUCCUUUGCCAAGAACAUGGGACUUUAUGGCGAGCGUGUUGGCGCGUUCUCUUUGACGACCACCGACCCCGAUGAGAAGGCUCGAGUCAACAGUCAACUGAAGAUUGUCAUCCGACCCACAUACUCUAAUCCCCCGUUGCAUGGUGCUAGAAUUGCGAACAAGAUCCUCGGAGACAAAGCCUUAUACACCCAGUGGGAGUCGGAAGUUAAAGGCAUGGCCGACAGGAUCAUCAGCAUGAGGGAAAAGCUGUAUUCCGCGUUGACUCACGAUUUGAAGACUCCUGGAGAGUGGGGACACAUUAAAAGUCAAAUCGGAAUGUUUAGCUUCACCGGCCUUACACCUCCGCAAACCAAAGCCCUGGCCGAAAAGGCGCACGUGUACAUGACUGCCGACGGACGUAUUUCUAUGGCUGGGUUGAACGGAGGCAACAUCGAAUACUUUGCAGAGAGCGUUGACGCCGCUGUCAAAGGCAAAUUGUAAAGGAUCAUUGGACGGCAAAUGUUACCAGGUUACCCGGAUAUUUUACACCGCUGUGGAAUUAUUAAAUUGUAUCCAACAGUUUAGUAAACUUCUCAGUCACGAG